Meleagris gallopavo (turkey) is the source of this 9533-nucleotide messenger RNA. Lineage: Eukaryota; Metazoa; Chordata; Aves; Galliformes; Phasianidae. The record is from RefSeq and is a predicted model, not a curated record.
UUUAUUCUGGAGGCCAAUUCUAAGGUUUCUAAUUGUUGGCCAGCAGACCUCACGUUAUUGAUGUGCUUAGCAUCUCACAGGUAUAGAUACAUAGAUUUUUAAACUUCGUAUAAGUUACGAUUUCCUGAGGGAAAGAGGACAAAUAGAAAAGGCUGUGAAUCUGGCGAAAGGCAAGCAACAUACAUAAUCUAUGUUUUGGCAUGUGAUUUGUUGGAGCUACUUCAGUGGGUUUUGAUUAAUUUUUAUUAUGAUGACUUGUCAAGUGCAAGCCUCAAGAGUGCAGCUGGGUUUUUUUUUGUCUGGGGAGCAGUGCAAAAACAUAGCGGAUUUCCUGUGUGAGAGGUGCCUGAAUAUUUUGUUAAAAACAGAUGUUUGUGCAAACAUGAGCAAUGGAAGGACACAAUAAGCGGUUAGGCUAUGUGGGCAGAAGUGAAAGAGUUACUAAUGUCUGUAGAACUCAAAUGAGAAAUUUUAAACCACGUGUAGAGUAAGAGAAAAACAAUUUAACUUGAAGUGGAGGUCUAAAUAGGCGCCGUCUUGAAGGGAAAUGAUUACAGUAACAGCUGUGCUCUGUGUAGUGCAGAAUGGUGGUUUGGUGUUUGUAAUGUAGAAGCAUUGGGAGUUGAAGACUAAACGAAGGGUGGAGUGAAAAGCAGAUUGAUAGAGCUCCAGCACUGAUGCUUUCAAGGUAUUCUAUUGCUUGAUGGAGAUGGAAAAAGAUGGAAAUCAAACUAGCUUCCUGGAGAAAGCUGAAGAAAGCAAAUACGUAAUGGAACUUUUCUACCUUAGAAGUGUGUUUUGAGCGCUCUUCCUAGACAUCCUUCAUAAAUAUCGUAAAUAUUCUAUAUAUCAACACAGGGACAUGAUUGAAAAUCUGGUUUAUCAAACAAGAUACACUGGAAGAAACCUGCCUGGAAUGUGACUGUGUUGUUUCUGAAAGUUUGUGAGAAAACGCUGUAGACAUCUAUCUAUUAUUUAUUAACUCUGCAUCUCAGUUCAGCUGCAGCAAACUAGUCUUUGAAGUGAAUAGAAACAGAGCCCUUUUGGAUACUUUUAUUGAACAUGACUCAUGGAGAAGAGCUUGGCUCUGAGAUGCACCAGGAUUCUGUUGUUCUAACUUACCUAGAGGGAUUACUAAUGCAUCAAGCAGCAGGAGGCUCAGGUACUACAGUUGACAAAAAGUCUACUGGGCAUAGUGGAGAGGAUCAAAACUUUAAGAUUUCUGGAAAUAUAUUUCCCAGCUGUCAAAGUAAUGGUCCAGUUCUUAACACAAGUACAUAUCAGGGAUCUGGCAUGUUGCACCUCAAAAAAGCAAGGCUGUUGCAGUCUUCUGAAGAUUGGAACGCAGCAAAGAGAAGGCGGUUGUCUGAUUCCAUUGUAGAUUUAGAUGGAAAAAAGGAAGCUUUGUUAGCUGGCGUGGUUGAAAAUGUGCCUAAAGGCAAACAGGAUAGCACAUUACUUGCCUCUUUGCUUCAGUCAUUCAGCUCUAGGCUUCAGAGUGUUGCUCUGUCACAGCAGAUUAGACAGAGCCUUAAGGAGCAAGGCUAUUCCCUUAGCCAUGAUUCUUUACAGGUGGAGAAAGAUUUACGGUGCUAUGGUGUUGCAUCCAGUCACCUGAAGACUCUACUGAAGAAGAGCAAAGCGAAGGAUCAGAAGUUGGACAACAGCCUGCCUGAUAUAACAAAGAACCUGCCCAAAGAGAGGUUUAUAGAAUCUCCUCAUGCAGUGCAGAGCGGACCUAAAGUAAUAAAUGAACCACUGUCAUGUGCUGCAAGAUUACAAGCUGUGGCAAGCAUGGUAGAGAAACGAUCUAGUCCUGCUGCUUCACCGAAGCCCAGCGUAGCAUGCAGCCAACUAGCUUUACUCCUUUCAAGUGAAGCUCACUUGCAACAGUACUCCAGGGAACAUGCUUUAAAAGCACAAAAUGCAAAUCAAAUAGCAAGUGAGAGACUUGCAGCUAUGGCCAGAUUACAAGAAAGUGCUCAAAAAGAUAUUGGCCAGUUCAGUUUAGCAAAAGGAAUGACAAGCCAUCUCAAUGGUCAAGCCGGAUCAUCAACCAAAAUGGUAUCUAGCAAAAGCAAUAUGGCACCGUUUCAGAGUUCAGUGGGAAUCACACAUUCACCACCCAAAAACGUGGGAUUCAAAAAUAACUUGGAAAGGAAUAAUGUGAAAACCUCUCCCAGCAACAGUUUGCUCUUACAUCUCCUGAAAAGCCAGAAUACCACCAAACAAUUAAAAGGGCAUGAACAGAGUGAGAGAGCCAGCAUUUUUGAAGAGAGCAGCACACCAACAACUAUUGAUGAGUAUUCAGACAACAACCCUAGUUUUACAGAUGACAGCAGUGAUGACGAUAGCUCCCAUUCUAACUGUCUUCCUAUAGACUUAUCUUUUAAACAGAGGACAGACAAACCAGAUGCAGGUCCACCUGCAUCACUGGAUAACCUGACUCAGUCCUUGCUUCAUAGCUGGGAUCCAAAAGUUUCUUGUCCGGAGAACAAGGAAGACAAAGACACUCCGAAGGCCUCUAAGCUGAACCCCCAUCAGAAAGUAACACUACUUCAGCUGUUACUUGGGCAUAAGAGUGAAGAAAAAGUAGACAAAAGUAAUGAUCCUCAGGGACCACACAGUGCUGCUGAUGUGGCAAAAUUCACUGUACAGACUGGUAAAAGGACUCCUGUUACUGACAGUCCCAAUGCAAAUCGAAUGACUCCACUAAACACUCCGCCUUUGCUUGCUUCUGCAAAAGCAGACUCUCCCAUAAAUCUCUCUCACCAAUCAUUAGCCAUCAAGCGUAGCUCACCACCGUAUGCCUGCAGCAUCCAGCCAGACAGGCUGGUGAAUCCUGCAUCUAAACAUUUGAUAGAUCUUUCAAAAAGCAAAGAAAUUCAAGGAGCUAAACUGAGCAGAAAUGACAGUCCACAAAACUCUUCGGCUUUCAGUGCCAGCAAACUGUUGCAGAAUCUUGCUCAGUGUGGUAUGCAAACUUCCAUGUCAAGUGAAGAACAAAGAUCUGGCAAACAUCUGCUAGUGGGGAACACAGAUAAACCUGUAGGCUUGAUUGAUAGAUUGAACAGCCCUCUGCUUACAAAUAAAUUAAGUACGCACGAAGAAAAUAACAAAAUAUUGAGUUGUCAGCCUGUACCCACUGAACAAGGACUUCCAGGCUCGGAAAUAGAAAAUCUCCUUGAAAGGCGUACUGUCCUUCAGCUGCUUCUGGGAACUCCCAAUAAAGGUAAAAAUGAAAAGAAAGAGAGGGUGCUUUUAAGAGAUGAAAGUUCUCAGGAACAGAGAGAUAAGGCUUUGAAUGAGCAAAUAUUGACAGUGAAAAUAAAAACUGAACCAUCUGAAGAAUCAAAUGUCCCUUAUAAUUCAAAUGCACAACAAAUAAGAGAGUGCAAGGGUAACAAAUUUCAAGGAUUUGUUCAUUCGCUACAGAGAAAUACAGCUUCUUCUCCAGCAUCUGAGGAGAUGAAGUCUGAGCCUCUUUCACCUCAAGAUUUUUCUUUUUCCAAAAAUGGCCUGCUAAGUAGAUUGCUGACACAGAAUCAAGACAGUUACCCUGCAGAUGAGCUGGACAGAAGUCACCAAAACAGUGAGCUGACACACCUGGAAUCAAAGAGUCUUUGCACAGUACCGAAGAAGAGGAAGCUUCACACUGAGCCUUUGGAAAGUCCGUUAAAAAAGAUGAAAACUAAUGUGUCUCAUGCUGCAAACAAUCAUGUUUCUCCUACAGAGGCACUGUAUGGGCCUUUGCUAAACCAGCAAGAACUGAAGUUCGGCAGAAGUGAUUCAGAAUUUAAAUAUAGUCUAAGUCAUGGUUCAAAUAAUGAAAGUGAUAAUAGGAGUUGGUCUAGAGAUAGUAAAGGCUUUAAUGUGUUGAAACAGCUGCUUCUCUCAGAAAACUGUGAGAGAGACCUGUCACAACAUAGGAAUAACUUACUAACUGAGGGCAAGAAAAAAGGAAACAAAAGCAAUGCAACAAUUAAUAAACCCGAAUUCAGCAUUUCUUCAGUAAAUGCAUUAAUGGGAAGUCCUGUGCAACAGAGCAAUUGUGUAGAUCACAGAACAUUUCAGUAUCCGGUAAAAAGUCCUGCCAGUUCCCCCUUCCCUGAACAUUUGGGGAGACUUGAACCUGACCAGUUUAGUGUGUGUCCCAUGCCCAGUGAGAAAGGUCCCAUUAGAUGGGUGAUCACAGGUAUGGACAAGAAUGAUUAUGAAAAAGACUCUCCGAGACUGACCAAAACCAAUCCGAUCUUGUACUACAUGUUACAGAAAGGUGGCAACUCUAUUAGUAGCCAAGAAGCACAUGACAAAGAAAUUUGGAACGAACCAUCAUUUACCGAUAGUUCGAGUCGUGUUACAAUCAAAGAGGAGUUGACAUCUGAUGGAGAGCUUAAAACUCCUUUUAGUAACUUAAGAAGCCCUUACAGCAGCCAUAUGGGAAAUAAGACCUCUCAUCAACACGGUGUGAAUGGAGAAGUGCAUGGACUUCUGGAAAAAGUGCUAACAAUCAAAAAAGAGCCAGAAUAAACUACAGCCUCAUCAAGGAGUUUACAAUCUGUGGUUUUGAGUCUUUGUUUAAAAAAAAAAGAAAAAAAAACAUUAAAAAAGAGUACGAACUUGACUACUGUAAAAAUUGAGCAUGAUUUUAGAAAAGCAUGGUCUAAUUGAAACAUGUUUUCAUUUGAUAAACUUUUUAUUUUUAUGGUGAUGUUAUUUAAAAUACAUGUAGAUAAAAUUUGCUUUACUAUAGAUUGUCACGAGGAAAUUAGAAAGGUUGUAAUUUGUACAAGACAUUUCUGUAUGCAUCAAAUUAAGUUAUGAGUACUCUUUGAUCAGAGUCUUACUUGGAUUUGCAAGUCUUUGGUAUAACAUAAAGUGUAAGAGUACAGCCUAGGUGGUGGUAAUGCUGCGUUUCCUCCCUUUCCUGUAAAAUAAUCCUUAUUUUUUUGGAAGCCUGAGCAUAGAGACAGUGUACUUUUCUUGGAAUGUUUAAUAUGCUUUGUGAAAUUUUAUGAAUAACUUCAAAGAAAUGGAGCAGUCCGUCCAAGGUAUUAAUUCAUCAUGUUGGAAAAACCCAUGUCAGUGUUAAUAAUCGAAUUGCACUGAAAUGUAAUUUUUAGUGCUUCCAAAGUUUUUAUUGUUAUUUUUAAAUCUUGUUUAUGGUCCUGACAGAAUAGUGGUGUAAAAUCUGUUUUUCUUCCUUGCCCUGCUUUUGACAAAGGCCUUCCUCAGAAUCCUUAGCCAUUGUUAUGAGUUCCUAGCUACAAUUAAGAGUUUGUUCUAGGUUUUUGUAUAAAAAGCAAAUUUUCAUAUAUCGUGCAAGUAUCAGAUCAGUCUUCUGUCAGUACAUUCCUGUCACUUCCCUCCUUGAAAAGGGAAAGUCAAAAUGCCUCUUGGAGUACUGUGUUUCAUCAAGCAUUGCACGUAGAUUUGGUGAGGAAAAUGGUGGAUAGUUUGUGAGCCAGAUAGUCAGAUUGUUGCUUCCUGCACAAGAGAAUGCCAGCUGUGCUCAAGCAGCACAUCAGACUUCCACUCGAGUACAGAAUAGAAUUUUUCAUUAAAAACGUGUUGGCCUCUUCCUAUGACUAGGAGAGAGAAUCCAUAUUCUGCCAAUAUUUAUUACUCUCUGAACAGCUGAUGCAUGGUUCAAUGCACUGCCUUUUCUCUGCAGAAAAUCUGGUUUCAGAAUAAUUUUUCAGGUUGCACUGAAGAUAAAAUUAUGGUUUUGUCAUGUUUUGUAAUGAAUAGUGGGAUAUGUCUCAGAAAUCCUCCUCUGCCCUUUUUGUCAAUCCCCACCUGUGCUGUAAUUUGUAACAUCUGGCAAUAUCAGUCUGAGAUGGGAGUAACUGAAAAUUGUGGUCAAAGCUGAGACACCUUAGAAGAAUUGCUGACUGGGGAAGUGCCAAGCAGCACUAUUAAUGCUGUCAGUGUUAACUCCAUUUGGAGCCCUUACUACUCAUGGGAGAGGAAGAGGACGAAAUCUGGCUCCUCUAAAUUAUGCACAUUAAUAGUUUGGCUGAACUUUUUACUCCCCUGAAAAAAAUGUUCUCUGUAGUUUCCAGUAUCAUUUCUAAUUCCCUGUGUUAUCAGAAAACAGCUUAGCAGUUGGUUUGCACAGAUAAUGAAAGCCACACUUGUGUUUUAGUAUUGACCAUUUUCACCAAGGAGAGCUGAUGACAUGACAAAACCGCUAUUUCUUCUUUUCAGCUCAUGUUUGCAGAGAUGAGUGAUGGGACAUUUUGCUCUUUUCCUGUCUGCUUUUGUUGCAGAGGCCCUUUCUCAGGCCUUCUGGCUUACUUAGGCAGAGAGAGCAAGCAGUUGUCCCCUUCUCCUCUGCCCACCGCCCGGGGUCCCUUCUUUGUAUUGCAGUCUCUGCUGAAAGGGACUUCUGUCUGCCAGCUGGAAAAUGCACCACAAUUCUGUGAGGCCUCCUGUGGAUACCUUCUUUUUGGGAACACAAAUGUUCGGCAGUAUCCAGUAUAAAACAUUCCCCCUGGUUUAUAUGAGAAGUAACAGAGCAACUUAAAGAUAUAUUUUUAUGUUAUUUGGGUGAAGCGUAAUAUAUUAAUGGGCUGUAGAAAGAAGAUUUAUAUUUUAAAACCUUCACGCAAAUCUAAUAUCAUUUUAAAUGUCAUUGUCUGACGUAUAAUAUAGAAAUAAAUUUUGUCUUUAAUAUUUGCAUUUAUAAGUGGCCCGAUGACUAUUCAAAUGUCUCCUAGAGUAAUCAUUAACGAGAUAAAGUAUAUUUUGCAUUGACAGUAGAAAUGAAUUCUUUUUGUAUGAGUCAACCCAACAGAAAUAUUUUAAAAAAGAUGGUAUUUGUUCCAUCUGUUAAAUGUCUCUUAAAGUCUUAAUUGAUUAUUUUUCUUGAAACAACAUGUAAAUAGCUAGGAAAUAUAUACAAUAGAGAAUAAUAGAUGAUCCCCAGAGUAAAUACAGGGCUAUAAUUUACUUGAAGGGCUCCUCAAAAUGCGACUUCAGUGGACGUGAAUGAAUGAAUGUGUUUUGUAAAACGAAGUUCUGGAGAAAAGUAGAAGAAAAAGUCUAACUAACCAUAAUGAAAAGUAACGUUGGAGUCUAGGAGCGUGCUUACCUAUGUAUUUAUUCUAUGGUAGUCUAUUGUUGUAAUAUAUACUUUUGAACAUUUAGUUUUUAAAGUGUUAUAAAACAUUUAAGUUAAAAUGUUAAGUUUGACCAGUUAAUGAUUUAGCUUUCUUUUAAAUGGAGUUAAUGAAAGGGUAUUGCAAUUCUCACAGAUGUCAGUAAAUUAUAAAACACAAGAAUUUAAUUUCAGGUCACAAAGUUCAUAAAAGAAUCUUGCCUGUUGUGGACAUUACAAUCUGAAAGCAGUGUACAGCAUAAAGAUGAGGCCUGCUAACUUAAUGCUGCUCUCCAGUUAGCUGCUAAGAGGGCAACAGUCUUCUAUGCUCAAUUCUCCAGUGGCACUGAUGUUACUGCUCCCUAGGGAAGAGAGUUCUUUUUUCAAAAUCUGCCCCAUCCACACUUACAGCCUUUAAACCUGAGGACUGAAGACUUUUCCAUCAUUUUUUAAUCUUAUAGCAAUGGGAUGGUGAGUAAAAAGGAGUCCCCAUUGUCAUGCUUGGGGAGUUUUCCCUCUCAGUUGUUCCACCAAAAAAGGGAGAUACGGGAGUUGGCUUUGCUGCACUAGCAGAAGGAUCAGUCAGGUUUGGCCGCAUUUUUCCAGGCAACUCAAAAUAUCCUUGAUUUCCCCCAGUCCCUCUGGGAUGAGUGAGAAACCAAGGACGUCUGCUGAGUAAUGCUUGAUGACCUCAGCAACACCAAUCUCCUUGGUUCAGUAGAUACUGCUAGGAUACGCGUUUCAGCUGUCCCCGAAAUGCUCCCUCAGUCUGUGAGAGUGGAAGCUUCAAAGAUAGGUCUGCUAGCUCAGGAGGGUGAUAUUUCAGCUAGGUCUUCAGACAGUGGGCUUGAAGAGCCCACACGAGCUCACCGUCGGGCGAGAGAGGAGAUGACACUGCAUCUGUAAAUGGAUGAGACCUCUGGGGGAAAGCUGCCUCCACCUCAUGGAGCAGUGAAGAAGCGAGUUAGGAAUGUGUACGCUACUUAAAGUUGUAGCUGCAUCCCCUUGGGACUUGUACCAGAGUCAACUUUAACAUUCUGUAACUCAGAACAGCUGCAGUGGCAGCAGCUGGGUUGCCAAGUGCCCCGUGCCUUGGUCGAGGUUGGACCUACAGGCCGCUUCAUCUGCUGUGUUAGUGUAGCACUCAGGCUAGGCAGAUUUGGGAUUUGACUUGUAAUUGCCACACAGUUAUGCCUUUUGUUUCCAGAGGGAAGUGUAAGGGACUGAGAGAACCAGAUUUCCAACAUCUCCGCUGCCAAACGUGAGGAAAUGACAGGAAGGUGACACACGACCACAGAAUCAGAGCUGUGUUGCUAGAGGGCUUCUGCACUGAUACCACUUAACCUGUCAGCGCAGUUUGAGAAGUUUAUAACCAUUGUAAGAUCAAAAGGGAAUUCAGCCAUAACUUUCACUUUUCUUAGCCAUUUGCUCUUAGUAAUGUUUUUAAAUUUUUAAUUUACGAAUCUUUUUAAAAGAAAGAAAUGAGUGGUUUAAAUUUACCCUGUUAAAUGUUGGUGAAAGUAUUACAGCUCUCAUUGACGUCAGUGACAUGAUAUUACCAGUUUGUUCUCUGCCACAUCUUACAGAGGAGUAAGCUGGUAAGUAUAUAUUAUAUAUAUUUAUAUAUAAUGUAAAUAGAUUGACUUGUUACACCUACAAUAUGUUGAAAUUGGUUUUUAAAAGGUGAUGUAAAUAGUGGUUUCCUUAAUGAAAAGUACAUAUUUUGUAUUGUUCUAAUGCAAAGGAAAAAGAAAAAACAAAACCUUUUAAUCUUUUUUGUUAUGUAUAUUCCAUGUAUAAGUGUAAAUAAUGAUCACAUAGGUUUAAAAACUUUUGCAUGUAUGUAUACAGUUGCAAGUCUGGAAGAAUGUAUAGAAAAAUACUUUUAUUUAAAGUUGUGAUUACCUGCUGCAUGAAAAGUGCAUGGGGGACCCUGUGCAUCUGUGCGUUGGCAAAAAUGUCUUAACAAGUCAGGUCAGUUCAAAACACAACAGUAUUCCACUUCUGGACAUGACUUCUGCUGUGGUAUUUUAGCUUUGUGAAAGAAUGUGCUUCAAAUCAAAAGGGUCUGGGAAAAAAAAAAAUGCAAACCUACUUUUAAAACAUGAAGUACUCAUACAACUGUAAUCAGUCAUGUAAGUUCAGGAUUCCAUUCUGCGUAACUGAGAUAUUGUACCGGGACUAUUCCGUUGCUGUAAAACAAAGGAAUAUUGAUUUUCAUUGUCAUACAUAAGAAUUCGGGAUUUUACCACAACCAAUUUUAUUGUGAUGUGUUUUCAGUAAUUUAUCUAACUGGUCUCAUUUUUUUAUUAGAAGUUAAUUUCCUCAUGUGAUGUCACAAAACUGUACAUACUGCAGUGUGAAGUUUUUUUAAAUCUUUCAGUGUUUACUUCCUGCAGAAGAUUUGAAUAAAUGAGAAAAAUGCAUUGUC